ACACACGCGGCUUUAGCGUCCGGGCGGAAACCCCUCAACCAGCUCGCGCUGUUUACAUUAUACUCCAGUAAACAAUUAAAACGUCAUUAAAAAUAUCUUAUGUUAGUUUAAUUCCGUAUUAAGCAAAAGUCUGUGAUACUAGCGGCAGCAUGGCUGAAGCUCAGAGUUAUGAGGAACAGUUCGCCCACCGGUUCUCGGCCCAGGACGAGGAGUUCCAGCGGUAUCUCCAGCAGCCUGCGGCUCCGCCCCCCAUAGUGGAGGCGUGGAGGGGCAGAGACGCUCGUUUCCAGGACAGCAGACAUCACCGUGGUGGUGGUGGCGGCGGCAGCUGGGGUCAGAGGUCACACGAUCGGCGGUACGGAGGUCAACAGAAUUCGUAUAACCAGAGACGACACUACGAUCGCUACUGAGUGUGUGUGUGUGUGUGUGUGUGUGUGUGUGUGAACAAGAGCUCAAGAAAGUUCAUUAAAUACAAGAUUAAACUGGAUUUUAUUUUCUCAUCA
Molecule: messenger RNA, 503 nt
Organism: Clarias gariepinus (North African catfish)
Lineage: Eukaryota; Metazoa; Chordata; Actinopteri; Siluriformes; Clariidae
Product: RNA guanine-N7 methyltransferase activating subunit-like
Exons: 3
Coding region: 150-410 (86 amino acids)
Biological process (GO): RNA 5'-cap (guanine-N7)-methylation
Molecular function (GO): RNA binding
Source: RefSeq, a predicted model, not a curated record